AUGGCCAUUGUCAACAAAAUGUUAAUUAAUGGUGACAAAACAAAUGAUGUUGCUGUGAUUGAGAAAAUACUUCGCUCCAUGACUACAAAAUUUAAUUUUGUAGUUUGUUCUAUUGAGGAAGCUCAUGCCAUCCAGGAACUUUCAAUUGAUAAGCUGCAAAGUUCAUUGUUGAUACAUGAGCAAAAAAAUUUCCAGCAAAAGAAGGAGGAGCAUGCAUUGAAUGCUUCUACAGUUAAUCAUCUCACAACUAGAGGAGGUCGUGGUAAAAGAAAAGGUAGAGGCAGAGGUGUAGGUAGAGUAAACAAUGAUCGUGGUUACCACCACCACCAGCACGAGUCUCAUUCCUAA
Gossypium arboreum is the source of this 348-nucleotide messenger RNA. RefSeq lists its product as uncharacterized. Lineage: Eukaryota; Viridiplantae; Streptophyta; Magnoliopsida; Malvales; Malvaceae. The record is from RefSeq and is a predicted model, not a curated record. Bases 1 to 348 code for a protein of 115 amino acids. The transcript has a single exon.